CGCAGUGGCAUCGUUAACGAGUAACGAGAAAGAGGGCAGAGGCGCAGAUAGAGAGAGAGAGGAUUUUCAUUUAUUUCCUUUCGUGUCGCCCCCCUUCGCCCUCCCAAUCUUCAUAUACAUUUCUGUUCGUCUCCGAAAUCGUCUCUGGUCCCUUUCCCUUUGUCCACUAACUUCAACCUCAGUCGCACCCUCCCCUAGCUGAAGGCUUUUCCCCCUCCCAAUGGUAUCCGAAUCGGAGCUCAUCGGUCGGCUCCGGGAGUUUCUUCGCUGCUCCGACCUCAACACUACCACCACUGCUACGGUCCGCCGCCAGUUGGAGAAGGAUUUUGGAAUCGAUUUAUCGGAUAGGAAGGCGUUUAUUAGGGAGCAGGUCGACUUGUUCCUUCAAAGCGAGCGCGAGCAACCCGAGGAACCUGAAGAACCGGAAGAUGAAGAAGAUCAAAAAGACGGGCCUCAACCGGAGCAUGAAUCAGAAGAAAGCGAAGAUUCGAAUGAUGAAAUGCAAGACGAUGAAGAAGGAGAUGAACAUAAAGUAAAGCGUUCCAGGAAUGGAAAGGACAGAGGACGACGAUCUAAAAGUUCAGGAAGUGAGGUGCGUAGAAAAGGUGGUGGUUUUUGCAAAUUAUGUAGCCUUUCCCCACAACUUCAGGAAUUCGUCGGUGCCCCAGAAAUGGCAAGGACUGAGGUUGUUAAGCAAUUAUGGGCCUAUAUAAGGGAGAAGAAUUUGCAAGACGCAAAUAACCGGCGGAAUAUAAUUUGUGAUGAACCAUUACGUGCCCUUUUUGGUGUUGAUUCCAUCAACAUGUUUCAAAUGAAUAAAGCAUUGUCAAAGCAUAUCUGGCCAUUGGAUUCCGAUGAUGUCAUCCAGGUGAAGUCUGCACCAAAGGAAAAGCAGAAGAAGCAAGAGAGAGAAGAAGAUCCAGAUGAACCAAAAAGAAAGGAAAAACGACAGAAGGGAGGAAAAUCAGGGUUUCUUGCUCCUCUUCAACUAUCUGAUGCCCUUAUAAACUUCCUUGGUACUGGAGAAAAUGCAUUAUCACGUUCUGAUGUCAUAAAAAGAAUGUGGGAUUACAUAAAAGGAAACAACCUUCAGGAUCCUUCUGACAAGAGGAUUAUAAUCUGUGAUGAGAAGCUGAAAGAACUCUUCGAUGUUGACUCCUUCAACGGUUUCACAGUUUCGAAGUUACUGGCUCCUCAUUUCAUAAAGGCAGAGCAGUGAGUUGUUUGUACAUUGUUCUGCAAGCCUGAGAAAAAUGGGGAAUUUUGUUGAUCCGAUUUACUUUGGUACCUCUUUUUUCUUUCCCACUGGAAAUAUGGAAGUUAGUAAAAUGACAGAUUUUCAUUUACCUUGUCUCAAAGCUUAUUUCACAUUGCAUUCUUUUAUAUAUCUUGUUUUACCACUUCCAGGCAGUGGAAGGUUUCUUAUAUCUCAUAGUCAAGGACUA
Molecule: messenger RNA, 1445 nt
Organism: Neltuma alba
Lineage: Eukaryota; Viridiplantae; Streptophyta; Magnoliopsida; Fabales; Fabaceae
Product: upstream activation factor subunit spp27
Exons: 6
Coding region: 221-1219 (332 amino acids)
Source: RefSeq, a predicted model, not a curated record